UAGACUGUGAGAAGAAGGAUCGGUGGUAACGAGAAGCUGCUAAUCAGCAGGGUGUGUAGUAAUUGUGUCUGAAGGGGUGUUUGCUGGUUGAUCAGGACGGGUAACUUCACGUCACACCCUGAGAAGCAGGGAAAAGGGGCUGGAGACUCGAGAACAAAACACACUGUUGACACCUGCCACAAAUAUGCAUGACAACACGCCUGCAGCACACUUUACAUCGACACGCAAACACCUGCACAUUGUGUGUGUGUCAGUCAAAUGAGAGGAUUUACUGUCCUUCAUCUUCAUAACCACAGACGCUUGAUUUCAGAACACUGCCGUCUGGAUUCACAUCUAUAACUCAACAUGAGCACACAGACCAAAUCCGACAGCGGCAAGAAGAGAGCCGUCCUGAAAGACAACAGCUGGAUCAGAAGAAACCCAGAGGAGGACGAGCUCGUCGAUUAUGAUCCUAACCCUGGUAAAGUUGUUCUGGGUCAGCGGAAAUCAGGGAAUGAUGUUGACAGCAAACCGCUGGAGGACGAUCAAACCUCAGUGAACUCUGGGACGUCCGUCAGCUCCUUAACCAAGAGAUUCGGUGGCAGUCAGGAGAUGCUCAACAAAAGCAGCACGAACACUAAGAGCGGAGCCGUCUCCAUCUCAUCGCCCUCCAAACCUCCGCUCCCUGUCAAGAAUCCGGCGCUCAAGACUCCCAACAGCUCCAGCUUCACAGCGAGGGUGUUCUCCGGAGCAAACACCAGCAGCAAACCGUCAAGUCCUGUUAAACGAGCGUUUGGUGAGAAGCUUCCGGAGGUCACAGCGUCUCAGAAUACUGACGGAAUUGCUAAGAGCAGCAGCGACGGAGCGGCUCCAUCGACUCCUCCGUCGUCUGUGACCGUCUCGUCGUCAGCAGCUCCUGCAGCCAUGUCCACCGGUGUGAAGAGCCCAGUGAUCCAGCCCGCCGUGAAGAGCCCAAGCAGGAGUGAAAGCGUGUCCGUCUCAUCGCUGGUGUCCACGUCCUCAACACCGUCGGCUCAAACCGUCAUCACAAACACCAAAACAUCCUCCUCGAUGCUGGAAGAGACUCCAAAACCUGCAGAGAAACCCUCGGUGGACCUGAAGCUCAGUGACAUCAGUUAUUCUUCAGCUCGCUCUCCGUCGUCUCCACCGGCUGUGACUCUGAACACGCGCUACAGCUAUCAGACUCCCAGCGCUCCGCUGGACGAUCUUGCUGACACUUUAUUGCCGACCCGUUCUGGAAGCGUUCAGCCUCAACCUGUCCGAUCACAAACACAAGUCACGACUGUUUAUUCAGAGAUUCCUGCUGCAUCACCGACUCUGCGCUCGCCUCUGCAGACACUGGAGUCCAGCAGGACGGUCAGCAGCCGGGAUGUUUGUACGGUCUGUGGGAAACCCAUCGCUGGAUCAGAGAGGAUGAUUCUGGAAGAUCUGAAGAUCAUCAGCCACGCGUCAUGCUUCAGGUGCGCAGUGUGUCGCUGUGAUCUCGGCGGUCUGGAGGCGGGAAAGUCUCUCUGGGUCUAUCGGGAGCGAGUGAACUGCGCAAACUGCUUCAGUAAAAUCAGAGGUCAGUGGUAUAUUUGAGACAAACGGGCAUCAAUCUACAUGGAGACACUGAAUAUUAAUAAAGACAAUAAUUCAACACAACUGAUCUUAUAAAUUACAGUUGAUUAAGAUGUAAAAUGGCAUAAGGAUAUGAGGCAUGCUUUAUAUUAUAUUCCUGAGGAAAAUGUUUACAGGAUUUAUAUGGUAAUGCUUUCUUGAGGUUGUUAAUGGGCAAAGCUUUGAUAAUUUAUGAGAAUAUAUACUCAAAUAUGCAAAUGCAAUCUGUUCUUUUAAAUUCAUUUGAGUGUAGCUGACAUUGAUGUUCAACUGAAAACAUGAUACGCACAUAAUAAAACUAUUCUGAUU
This is a messenger RNA of Sinocyclocheilus anshuiensis, 1908 nucleotides long. RefSeq names its product sciellin. Lineage: Eukaryota; Metazoa; Chordata; Actinopteri; Cypriniformes; Cyprinidae. The transcript has 19 exons. Gene Ontology annotation, cellular component: cytoplasm. The coding region runs from base 346 to 1581 and encodes 411 amino acids. The record is from RefSeq and is a predicted model, not a curated record. Gene Ontology annotation, biological process: epidermis development.